This is a messenger RNA of Quercus lobata, 2920 nucleotides long. RefSeq names its product Tesmin/TSO1-like CXC domain-containing protein. Bases 74 to 2560 code for a protein of 828 amino acids. NCBI's taxonomy places the organism in Eukaryota, Viridiplantae, Streptophyta, Magnoliopsida, Fagales, Fagaceae. Gene Ontology annotation, molecular function: DNA-binding transcription factor activity. The record is from RefSeq and is a predicted model, not a curated record. The transcript is spliced from 11 exons.
CUCUCACACACCCCCACCCACAGAGAGAGAGAGAGAGAGAGAAUGUGGAGGAGCUCUUGGGGCUACUCUGAAAAUGGACACUCCAGUGAAGAACCAACUUGCCACCACUUCUAAGUUUGAGGACUCUCCUGUAUUUAAUUACAUCAGCAAUCUUUCUCCUAUCGAGCCAGUCAAGUCCAUACCCACUGAUCAUGCAUUUACUUCGCUAACUUUUGCAUCCCCUUCAUCAGUAUUUCCUUCACCACAGAUUGGUAUCCACAAAGAAUCUAGAUUUUCAAUUAGAAGGCAUCAGUUCUCAGACCCUUCAAAAAAUGAGUCCUCUCAGAUUGGAAACAAAAACAAUACAAGUGAAGGGGUUUCAGUUGCUGUUCAAUCAUCUGAUUCAUGUACUGAAAAUUUUGAAUGUUGUACUUCUGCCAGUUCAGCAAGAGAGAUUACUAAUGAGCCAACUGAUGAGCCCUCGGAACUAGUCAUUGAGUUGCCAAAUACCUUGAAAUAUGAUUGUGGUAGCCCUGACAGUGAUAUGGUACCUCCUGAUGCUAUUAAGACAGAUGCUGCACCAGAAGUUGCAGGCACACUGGAAUCAUUCGAUGAAUUUCUUCGGGAUGACUCAAAAGGGAAGCUCCAUUAUUUUGAAAGUGAAAAAAAUUUGCGCAACAUCUGUUCGAUUGAGCAAAAUAUAGAAGCAUGUGACUGGGUGUCAUUUGUUUCUGGCGCUGCAGAUCUGUUGAACUUGGAUUCAUCCAUGAUUGAAGAGCAUUUUGAGGGACAAAAUCAUAAAUCAGUUGAUCCUGGGACAAUUUCUUUUCUCUCAACUGUCCUACAGCUCCCACAAGACAAUGCAAAUGAUGUAGAGAAGACAGAAACCGUUGGUAUUAUCAGUUGCAAACAACGUGAAAUAGGAGAAACAGUAACUCAAUCCAGAGAAAUUGGAAACCUGAAAAAAAAGGAUCAAACUUCAGCAGUCUUUUCUAGCACUCUGCUGGAUAAGCUAGUUGUUAGUGAUUUGAGUGAUAAAGUGGAUGACAAGGGGAAAAAGUGCAUGGAUUCCAGCAGCAAGCCUGGUUCUCACAGGCUUUGUAGUAUACGACGGCGCUGUCUGGUUUUUGAAACUUCAGGAGCUCAUAAAAAUAAGCCAAUAUGUGAUUCUAAUAGUAGUUCUUCGGCAAUACCAUCUGAUUGUGAAGUUUUUUCUAAUGAAAAGCAAGCUCAAAUCAAUACUGCAAGUGGUUAUUCAUCAACCAUGUUACCUGGUAUUGGUUUGCACUUGAAUGCUCUUGCAACUGCUCCGACUGAUAAUAAAGUUGUCAAGCUUGAGAGUCCAGCUUUCAGAAGUAAACAAAUAAUUAUGCUAAACUCACUGGUCUCUUGCAAUCCUUUAACACCUGGCCAGAAUCCUCUUGAUAAAGCCCUGACUCUUAAAACUUUGGAAGGUGAAUUGGCUCCACAUUAUAAUGAAGCUCAGGUUACAGAAAAUGCUCCUCAAACAUCUACAAGUGCUGUUAGUGAAGAGUUUGACCAGAGUAGUCCUAGAAGAAAGAGAUUCAAGUUGGAACAUGUUGAAGAAAGCAACGCCUGCAAGCGCUGUAAUUGUAAGAGGUCAAAAUGCUUGAAGCUUUACUGUGAAUGCUUUGCUGCUGGCCUCUACUGUGUUGAGCCUUGUUCAUGCCAAGAUUGCUUUAACAAACCUAUUCAUGAAAGCACUGUUCUGGAGACUAGGAGAAACAUUGAAUCUCGCAACCCACUUGCAUUUGCUCCCAAAGUGAUCAGAAGCGCAGAUGUUGUUCCUGAAUUUGGGGAUGAAUCUAACAAAACUCCAGCCUCAGCCAGGCAUAAAAGAGGAUGCAACUGUAAAAAAUCAAGUUGCUUAAAGAAAUACUGUGAAUGCUUUCAGGGUGGGGUUGGAUGCUCUAUCAACUGCAGAUGUAAAGGAUGUAAGAACGCAUUCGGGCGGAAGGAUGGAGCUGAAGAAACUGAUAUCGAAGGGGAAGAAUUAGAAGCUUGUAAAAAGAAUGCAUUGGAUGCAAGUCUACACACAGUCAAGGAGGAUGAAAAGGAACAUCUUGAUUUCCCAAUUACAGAAUUAUCAGAGAAUAGCAGAUCUCUGAGUCAAGAAUCAGAAGGCUGUAAGAAUGCAUUGGAGAUAAGUUUACAGGAAGUAAAUGAGAGUGAAAAAGAACAUCCAGAUCUCUCAAUAACACCUUUUUCUGAAAUAAGCAGACCUUCAAUCCGAUUGCCAUUUUCCUUUAGUGGGAAGCUACCUUUAUCUUCUCUGCUUUCUGUUGGAUCAUCAGCUCAGUUUUGCACCAGCCAAAAACCCAGAACAAAAUAUUCUCUCUCCUCUCGGCUCAAAUUUGAGACACAUCUUCAGAUGAUUCCUGAAGAUGAAACUCCCGAGGCUUUGAAUAGUACUAGUGAUGUGAAGUCAACCUCUCCAAACUCCAAGAGGGUUUCACCUCCUAAACAAGAGUUUGGUUCAACUGCUCGAAGGAUGGGUAGAAAGUUGAUUUUGAGAUCUAUUCCACCGUUCCCAUCUCUCAGCUCAACAGGAGAGCAGUGAUUUUCAUGAUGCUGUGAAAUGUUGUUUGGUUGUACUAUUUCGAGCAAAUUCAAUGUAUCCUUCCGAAAUAGUAGCAUGCUUCAGCUAGUGGCAUUGUCAAUAUGUACAAAUUAGUAUUACAGUUAGCCUCUCUUAUUUAAGUGGUUCUUUUCUGUUAGCCUUUUUAUUUUUUAUUUUUAAAUGUCCCAACUCCCAUCCUUAUUCCUUAAUAUGCUCUCAAAUUCUAUUAUAGCUUGUACCUUUCAGCUCUAAUUUGGGCAAUGUUCUGUUGUAUGAUUAGACUAAGUUGAAGGAAUGUGUAAUGUUACUGUAUUUGUUUCCAAUAAUUGCAGACAACUACCAGUACUACCUUUACAAAUC